Molecule: messenger RNA, 1080 nt
Organism: Microthlaspi erraticum
Lineage: Eukaryota; Viridiplantae; Streptophyta; Magnoliopsida; Brassicales; Brassicaceae
Source: the annotation of a GenBank genome assembly
AUGAAGAGAAAGACUUUAGAAGAAGUUGGACUAGUUGGAGGAUUGGUCGGAUCUCAGGUGAUUUACGCCGGAAACUCGGAGCUACUGAGUCACUUGUUGUCUCUUGGCGUCGACCCACUUCUUAUCUCUAUCUUCUCCACAUUCGUAUCAUUUCUUCUCAUCACUCCUCUUGCACUUCUCUUUGAAAGGAAACUGUGGCCAAGAAGUAUAAGUUUCAAGUUAAAGACAAAACUUGUUUUGGUUUCUCUUGUUGGAGUGACUCUGUUCCAGUGGUUAUUCUUAGAAGGAAUAAAAAAAACUUCUGCAUCAAUGGCAACAGCUAUGCCUAAUCUCGCUCCUGCUUUCAUUUUUGUCACAGCUUGGGCUGUUGGGAUGGAGAAAGUGAAGCUAAGUUGUAUGUACAGUAGAGUUAAGAUGGGAGGAACAGUGUUGUGUGUGAUGGGAGCUUUCAUUAUGAGCUUAAUGCACAGUACUACUUCCACUUCUGGCUCGGUGAAGAAGUCUAUGCCUAUUGUCUCUGACGACGUCGUUUUGGACAAGGAUAAAGUCUUUGGUUGCCUCUAUCUUCUACUUGCCAUCUGUUGCUUGUCCUCUAGUGUUGUCCUCCAGGCAUCCAUACUAGACGAGUUUCCCGCGCCUGUAUCUAUGUUUUCAAUGGUGUUUUUUAUCGGUGGGAUUGGCACCACGGCUUUGCAGUAUGCUCUUAAUGGGAAUAUGGAAAUAGGAAGUGCAUCAGUAAUUGGUUUUGGCUACCUUGUGGGAUACGCAAUACUGGGAGGUUUGGUGGCUGGAGGAGGGUUAAGCUUCAAUGCAUGGGUGAUUAAGAAGAAAGGACCAGUGAUUGUGUCUCUCUUUAGUCCAAUUGCAACUGUGGUUUGUGUUGCUGUCUCUGCUUUCUCUACGGCAGAGAGUUUCAACUUCGGAAGCUUUGCGGGAAUGGCGUUGAUGUUCGGAGGACUUUACUUUGUUCUGUGGGCUAAAGGGAAAGAGGAAUGUAGAGAAGGAGAUGAACAGAAAGAAAACGAAGAAGAAAGUGUGCUUAUCACAGAGUUUGAUAUUGAGAAGCCUCUCUUGCGUUAA